AUGUCCAUUCUACCCACUCGCGAUGGUAUCUCGACUGUAGAGCCGCCUCUGUCUCAGGCAGCCGCUUAUGUGGUCGUGGUUGCCAUUGGAGUGAUUAUCGCUUUAGUGAUGAUGCUCAUUACGAAGAUCUUGAAGAAGACUACUGGAGAAGACAAUCAAAAAACAGAAAUGUUCAUGACGGCAAAUCGGACUGUCAGCACAGGUCUUACAACAUCUGCAGUAAUCUCGUCCUGGCUAUGGUCGACCGCACUCCUCGGAUCCUCGUUUGUUGGAUACGACUAUGGCGUUGCCGGCCCCUUUUGGUUUGCUGCGGGCUGUAGCCCCAUGAUCGUGUUCUUCGCUCUUCUGGGAAUCUCCUGCAAAAGAAAAAUUCCGGAGGCCCAUACUUCCCUGGAAGUUGUGCGGAUUCGAUAUGGUCGGACCGCACAUAUUGUAUUUAUGGUGCUGUGUUUGAUCAACAAUAUCUUCGCAUGCGCAAACAUGCUCCUCGGGGCCGCUGCCGUGAUCUCCGCAGUAUCGGGCAUGCAUGUCAUUGCUGCCACAUUUCUGCUGCCGGUUGGCGUAACGGUCUACACUUUUGUUGGAGGAAUCAAAGCAACCUUUUUGACGGACUAUUUCCAUACGGCAGUGAUCCUGAUAAUUGCGUGUUAUUUCUCUAUCAAGGCCUUCUCAGUCGAUCAGGUUGGUUCUGUGGGCAACCUCUUCGAGCUCCUCAAGGAGGCAGCACAACGGCACCCGGUCGCUGGAAACCAGGCGGGAACGUACUUAACAAUGACUUCCAAGAGCGCCAUCCUUUUCGGUAUACUACACACUUGCGGUAACUUUGGUCUUGUCGUUAUGGACACUAGCUACUUCAUCAAGGCUUUUUCAGCUUCUCCGGCCGCAGUUGUUCCUGGAUACACCAUCGGCGGCAUUGCUUAUUUCGCCAUCCCGUGGGCCUUGGGAACGGUAAUGAGCUCUGUUGCUCUGGGACUUGAAAACCAACCCAACUUCCCUACUUAUCCGAGACGAAUGACAUCCUCGGAAGUGAGUGGUGGCCUAGUCUUGCCAUAUGCAGCUAUGACCAUUGCAGGCAAAGGUGGCGCCGCGGCAGUUCUCCUGAUGACCUUCAUGGCUGUAACUUCUACCCUCUCAGCCCAAGUUAUAGCAGUCAGUUCGAUCUUAAGCUUUGAUGUUUACCGCGAGUACUUCAAAAAAUCUGCAACUGAUAGAGAUCUGAUUCGUUCGAGUCAUUUUGGUGUCAUCUUCUUUGCGGCUUUCUCGGCUGGAUUCAGUACAAUGCUGCACUAUGUCGGCAUUGACCUCGGUUGGACCCUCUACAUGCUGGGAGUGGUAACAUGUCCCGGCAUUUUCCCGAUGGUUUUCACUGUACUAUGGCGGCGUCAAAGUAAAGCAGCGGCUAUUCUUUCCCCCAUCCUUGGACUGGCAACCGGUCUUGCUGUAUGGCUGGCCACUGCCGCUCAUUUUGGCGGCGAAGUCUCCGUGAAAAGCACAGGACAGGUCUUGCCCUGCAUGUACGGCACGGUGGCAUCUUGCUUUUCGCCUAUCCCCUACUCCAUUUUGAUUACUUUGUUUCGGCCUCAGAGAUACGAUUGGGCUGAUUUCAAAAAGAAAAAGUUGGCUUUAGAGAAGCUAGACAGCGACCUGACAACCAUUCACCAUGGAGAAUCUCCACACUACCGGGCAGAUACCAGUGGUGAGGAUGGAGGCGUACGCGAUGCCAAAGUUAACUCGCAAGAACUCAAACGUUGGGGCCGUAUAGCAGCUUUCUGGUCUCUGGCGACAUUUCUCGGCCAUUGGGUGAUUUGGCCGUUGCCGAUGUAUGGGUCCCACUAUGUGUUCGAGAAAAAUUUCUUCAUUGCCUGGGUCGUAAUUUCCAUCAUCUGGCUUUGGGGCACGAUGAUGGUUGCUAUUUUAUACCCUCUUCUCGACGGUGGCAUCCAGCAGAUACUUCAAGUCUACCGUGGGCUUCUGGGACAAAGAAGCAUCGGAAAUACCAACUCAAACCUCACUCAGAAAGGAGAAACUAGCGCAGUGCCAUCUUCACCAUCUGUGGGGUCGAUUAGUGACCCCCAUCAAGGUUAA
This is a messenger RNA of Penicillium macrosclerotiorum, 2085 nucleotides long. Its product is annotated as sodium:solute symporter family protein. The transcript has 12 exons. Gene Ontology annotation, biological process: urea transmembrane transport. NCBI's taxonomy places the organism in Eukaryota, Fungi, Ascomycota, Eurotiomycetes, Eurotiales, Aspergillaceae. Gene Ontology annotation, cellular component: plasma membrane. Bases 1 to 2085 code for a protein of 694 amino acids. Gene Ontology annotation, molecular function: urea transmembrane transporter activity. The record is from RefSeq and is a predicted model, not a curated record.